CGCAUUGCUCUCUCCCCAUCAACAAAACACUCCACAACACAAUGCUCACCCCAAUUCGAAGGAGAGGCGCUUUGUGCGCCUCUACGAUAAUCCAAACCUCGGAAUCGAUUCCCUCAUUCCUCCUCCCCGCCUUCCAGCCCGCCAGGACCUUCGCAACCACCUCACCACGCCUCUCGAAGAUCGGCUCCUUACCACUCUCGAUUCCGCCGGAGGUCAGCUUCAAAGUUGUUGCGCCUUCCCUGGGCGGCGGCCGUGGCAAUGGCAAUGGAAACAAGGGCGGCGUUCGCACGCAGGCAAUGUCGACUGUGCACAUCAAGGGCCCGCUCGGCGAGCUGUCGAUGGACAUCCCGAGCUAUGUGAAGAUCGACCAGGACCCGAGCCUCCUGGGACCAACGCUGUCCAUCGAGGAUGCUAAGGAUGCUAAGCAGAGGGCUAUGUGGGGCACCACCCGCGCAUACCUUCAAAACCACAUCCUGGGCGUCAGUGAAGGCCACAGUGCGAUCCUCCGCCUCGUCGGCGUCGGCUACAGAGCCUCUGUCGAGACGACCGCAACGACCGUCGAAUCCGAGUACGCAGGCCAGCAGUUCGUGAACCUGAAGGUCGGGUACUCGCACCCAGUCGAGCUCGGGAUCCCCAAGGGCGUGAAGGCCAGCACGCCGCAGCCGACCCGGCUGCUGCUCGAGGGCGCCGAGAAGGAGGUCGUGAUGCAGUUCGCGGCCAAGAUCAGGAAGUGGAGGGUCCCCGAGCCGUACAAGGGCAAGGGCAUCUUCGUCAACGACGAGACGAUCAAGCUCAAGAACAAGAAGAUCAAAUAGAUGGCAACCGAGUUCCCCCUUACCUCUCUCACGGGAACCCCAUUCUUGUUGUCGUGUAUUAUACGGGAUCUUGUCGCGACUUACAUAUCCUUGGAUGUACGAACGAAAUGUAUCAUUAUUUUUUUCAUUAUCAUACGUGCAGAGUGACCUUGCACGAGACAGACUCAGGGAAAUCAUCAUGCCUGUACAUAGUGUAUGUAGCAUACCACCAUGACCAAGAACCACCACCAUCUCAUCCCCAAAUUUCCUCUCCUU
Messenger RNA from Aaosphaeria arxii CBS 175.79, 1070 nucleotides. RefSeq names its product mitochondrial 54S ribosomal protein YmL16. The record is from RefSeq and is a predicted model, not a curated record. Gene Ontology annotation, cellular component: ribosome; mitochondrial large ribosomal subunit. The transcript is spliced from 2 exons. Bases 42 to 815 code for a protein of 257 amino acids. Gene Ontology annotation, biological process: translation. Lineage: Eukaryota; Fungi; Ascomycota; Dothideomycetes; Pleosporales. Gene Ontology annotation, molecular function: structural constituent of ribosome; rRNA binding.